Prunus persica (peach) is the source of this 3806-nucleotide messenger RNA. RefSeq names its product zinc finger MYM-type protein 1-like. The coding region runs from base 701 to 2527 and encodes 608 amino acids. NCBI's taxonomy places the organism in Eukaryota, Viridiplantae, Streptophyta, Magnoliopsida, Rosales, Rosaceae. The transcript is spliced from 2 exons. The record is from RefSeq and is a predicted model, not a curated record.
CUGGCCUCAAAACGACGUCGUUUUGGGCCAGGUUUAAAAAAAACAAAAAAAAAAAAAAAAAAAAACAGAACAACACACACGCACAGCACUGCACAGAUUCAUUUUCUCCUUCAUUCCCAAUUCCACAGCAGCCCCUCUCUUCCCAUCCUCUCAAACCCUAACCUCCCAACCUCCCAACCUUGGACAACCUCCAUCAACUCUUCACCGGUGGCCCAGUGCCGAUCACCACCACCUUCUACCGCCGUCCGCCGCCCAUUUUUUAAACUACAAGUAAGUAAGCAUGGAAAAUCUGAAAUUAAUAAUUAUAGUGAUAAAAAUUAUAUUGUUGAUAUUGAUUUUUUUUUUAUGUAAUGAAAUUUAUGGAUAUAAAUCAUAUUGAUUGAUUGAGUUUAUGCUUGAAAUUUAUGGAUAUGAUUCAUGUUGAUAUUUUUUUUUAUGUAAUUAAAUUUAUGGAUAUGAAUCAUAGUGAUAAUCAUAUUAAUGUAGAUUGAUUGAGUUUAUGUUUGAUUGAUAAUAUGAAUUGAUUGGGUAUAUUAAAUAUUGAUUGCUAUUUGAUAUGAUAAUUUGGUAUAUUAAACAUUGAUUUAUAUGGGUUUAGGGAGUAUAUUGAAUAUUGAGAGUGGGUUAUUGAAAUUUUCAUAUUCAUAUGAUAAUUUGGAUAAAAAUUAAUGAUUGAUUGAAUUAAUUGAUUUGUAGAUUUAUGGAACGAUUCUUUAAAAGAAAAUUAUCUACGGAUAGUUCUUCUCUGUCUAAUCCGGGUAGUUCAAAUGCAAGACCAAUUGAAGUAGAUGAGAUCUUAGCUAAUCUUCAAGCAGACCCUGGACUAAGAACUCGAAUGGCGGAUUAUAGUCCUAAUAUUCGGGAUGAGAUCCGAAGAGCAUAUCUACAAAAGGGACCUUGUCAACCUAGAAGUUAUAAAUUCCCACAAACUAAUCAAUCAGGAAUUAAUAGACGCUUCAUUGCUCAUUGGUUUGAUGAUCAUGAUUGGUUGGAAUAUAGUAUUGCUAAAGAUGCUGCGUUUUGUCUUCAUUGUUAUCUCUUCAAAUCUAAUUUUGAUCAAGUGGGUGGUGAUGCAUUCACUGGGGUAGGCUUCAAUAAUUGGAAGAAGGCGAAAGAAAGAUUUAACCUUCAUAUUGGACCGGUUGGUAGUGUUCACAACCAAGCUAGAGAAGUUGCUUACAAUUUGAUGCAUCAAACUACACACAUUGAAACAAUUGUGAUCAAGCAAACAAGCCAAGCUCGCACGGCUUAUCGCACUUGCUUGAAUGCAUCACUUAAGUGCACUAGGUAUUUGUUGCGGCAAGGGCUUUCUUUUCGUGGUCAUGAUGAAAGUGCACAAUCAAGUAAUAAAGGGAAUUAUUUAGAGCUCUUGCAAUUUCUUGCGGAUCAUGAUGAAAAAGUUAAGGCCGUUGUGUUGGAAAAUGCUCCGGGAAAUUUAAAGUUAAUAGCUCCUUCAAUUCAAAAAGAUCUUGUCAAUUCUUGUGCCAAAGAAACCAUUGAUCUUAUCUUGAGUGAUGUAAAAGAUAGAUAUUUUUCAAUAAUGGUGGAUGAAGCACGUGAUGUUUCAAUAAAGGAGCAAAUGGCGAUGGUGUUGCGUUAUGUGAAUGACAAAGGACAAAUAAUUGAAAGGUUUGUGGGGGUUCAACAUGUAACCGACACUACUUCAAGUGCACUAAAGGAAGCAAUUGAUGAAUUCUUUUCUUCCGCGAAUUUGAGCUUUUCCAAGCUACGAGGACAAGGUUAUGAUGGAGCUAGCAAUAUGAGAGGUGAGUUCAAUGGCCUUAAGACAAAGAUUUUGAGAGAACAACCUUGUGCAUUUUAUGUUCAUUGCUUUGCUCAUCAACUUCAACUAGCUCUUGUUGCGGUAGCAAAGAAAAACAUUGAUGUCAACUCUUUUUUCACAACGGCUAAUAGUUUGGUUAAUGUUGUUGGAGCAUCUUGUAAGCGUCGCGAUGCACUUAGAGCACAAUACCAAGAAGAGCUUGUAAGAGCUUUUGAAGAUGAUUGUCUUAUAACGGGGCGGGGCUUAAAUCAAGAAAGGACUCUCAUACGUGCCGGCGAUACACGAUGGAACUCACAUUAUGGUACGUUGAUUAGUAUCAUUUCUAUGUUUCCAUCUGUGGUGAAUGUGCUUCAAAUGAUUGUUGAUGAUAAUCCUAAUGAUAGUUCGGGUGAAGCCUAUAAGUUAUGGAGAGAAAUACAAUCUUUUGAGUUUGUGUUUCACUUAUUUGUAAUGAAAGCUAUAUUGGGAAUAACAAACACUUUGUCUCUAGCAUGGCAAAAGAAAGAUCAAGACAUUGUGAGUGCAAUGAAUUUAGUGAAAACAUGCAAGGAAAACCUGCAGUUGAUGAGGGAUAAUGAGUUUGAAGAAUUGGUUGAGCAAGCAUCCUCGUUUUGUUACAAACAUGAUAUUAUAGUUCCUACCAUGGAUGAGGAAUAUGUAAUUCCAGGGAGAUCACGGCGUAAUGCUCCAAAUGAAGACAAAUUAUCAUCGUUAUCGUGUGGAGAUCUUUAUUCAUGUAAUUGAUGGGCAACUUGCGGAGUUAAAUGAUCGCUUCAACGAGAGACUUAUUGAUGCUUGAAGAUCAACUUGGUGUUUAUGUUCAUCAUAUGCGUUCGAGUAGUGAUUUUUCUCAAUUGGAAGGGAUAAGUAGUCUUGCGGAAAAAAUGGUGGAGAAAGGAAUGCAUGAAAUAUUUCCUUUUGUGUAUUUGCUUCUUACGUUGGCUUUGGUUUUACCGGUUGCAACUGCAUCAGUGGAGAGGGCAUUUUUCGCUAUGAAUAUUAUUAAAAAUCCACUUCGCAACAGAAUGGGAGAUCAAUGGUUGAAUGAUAGCUUGAUUGUUUACAUUGAGAGAGAUGUUUUUGCUUGUAUUGAUAACGAAAUUAUAAUGCAACGUUUUCAGAAUAUGAAAACUCGUCGUGGACAAUUGUAACUUGUAUUAUUGGUUUUGUUAUGAAUUAUGAAUGGAAGUACUAUCUGUUGAACGGAAAAUUUUCACAAAAAAAACAAUUAGCCAAGAGUUUGACUUGGUUUAGAAUUGAAUUUGUUUUGUCCCUGCAAUCUUAUCAAGAAAAACAUUUAAAAAAUAAAAUAGAUGUAUUGCAGUGGUUUCGAAACACCAAGAGAUAAGUAUCUCAGUUGAGAAGUGGUCAUCAGCUGGAAUUCAAACUCAUCAUAAGAUAGCCUCUAUAAGGGGCAUGACACGAGGGGAAAAAGAAAAGGAAAAAAAACGCAGGGAGGAGAACAGCAGGAGCACAGAAAAAGAGCAGAAAGGAGAACAGUCAUAGCAAGAAGAAAAAUUAGCAAGCAGCCUUGAGAAAGGAAAGAGCCAUUUCAAGGUAAAAAGAUUAGUUCCAUGGCACCAUUUUCUGAUUUUUUGCUCAAGAUUUCAGGUUCCAUUCAACUCAAGGGUUCCUGACCAUGAUGAUUUCUAUCAUCAUAAAAAGGUCCACAUAAAUUCUUGGCUAUGAUGAUUGAAAUCAUCAUGACCAAGGAAGAAUCUCUCCGAGGCUUGGCUCCGCUCAAAGAACUCCAGCAGUGUUUUCAAGUUUGCCUUACAUGAUGAUUUCAAUCAUCAUGUUUUAUGGCAGAUUCUAUUCCAUCAUGCACCACCAAAUAAGCUCUUCCAGGAGCAAAGAAUCCCUCAAAUCAUGGAUGUAGAGAUGAACCCACCAUGGGAUCAAAAUCAAAAGAGAGAAGGCUUGUAUGAAGCAUCCGAAACCAAAAGGGGCGCACGGCAAUUGAAUUGCCUCCCUAUGGGCAGCUGCCGCCAGCAAGUCAACAAAGAAGAAAAAAAGACAAAAA